UUGUUUCCGGGAAAAGACAGCAUUUUGUAUAGCUAGUAAAUAAUGAUUAUAACAACUUCUCUCUUGGAUUUAUUUAGUUCAAAAAUGUUGUGUAAAUUCAAUUGUUAAGAGGACUUGAAUCGAAAUAACGAAACAAUUUCGUCGAUACUACUAGUAUUACUAGUAAGGUGGGGUUAGGUAGCUAGACUACCAACAAUGUUCACAAAUGCGGACGGUAGUAGCUAACUCUGGCUGGCUAGCUUGUUGGUGGAUACAUUGCCACCUCCAUAAACCUAGAUAGCUAACGUUAGCUAACUGGGUUGCUAGCCAACUAUCAUGCGAUUUUAUUGAAUACAUUUUUUUUUUUUUUUAUCACCGAUGCGUUCGGUGUUUCUGUUGUUUUGGAGAGAGCUUCAGGAAACAUCGAACAAGUUAGCUCUACAGUUUUUAUUGUUAGUUACACGUAGUAGUACCCUAGCUUGCGACGAGGUUCCACUUCAGUUGCGUUAGCUAGCCGGCAACCAUCAUUACAGGCCACGCUAGUACUGUGGUAGGCUGGCGAGCUAACGUUAGUUUAGCUUGCCGGCUUGUUUUUGGUGUACUCAUACCAAUGAUGGCAUCUUCGUCUGGAAACGAUGAUGAUCUUACCAUACCCAGGGCAGCUAUCAACAAAAUGAUAAAAGAAACUCUUCCUAAUGUAAGGGUUGCAAAUGAUGCCAGGGAGCUCGUGGUGAAUUGUUGCACUGAAUUUAUCCACCUCAUCUCUUCCGAGGCAAAUGAAAUUUGCAACAAAUCCGAAAAGAAAACUAUUUCUCCAGAACAUGUUAUAAACGCGCUUGAAAGCCUUGGUUUCGCAUCCUACAUCACCGAGGUGAAAGACGUCCUACAGGAAUGUAAAACAGUAGCGCUUAAAAAAAGAAAGGCGAGCUCCCGUCUGGAAAACCUUGGCAUUCCAGAAGAAGAGCUUCUCAGACAGCAGCAGGAGUUAUUCGCGAAGGCACGCCAGCAGCAGGCAGAGCUGGCCCAGCAGGAGUGGCUGGAGAUGCAGCAGGCUGCACAACAGGCACAGUUAGCUGCAGCCUCCGCUAGUGGGGGUCUCCAGGCCUGCUCCUCUCAGGAUGAAGAUGAGGACGAUGAUGUGUAACCAACAGGGCAGAACGUGUUGCACCGGUUGCCACCCUUGAUCUCAGCUCAUUGAGGCCAGCUCCGACUGUGCUAGCCUCCCCUGCACUUUUGACUUUCAGCCCAGACUGCCUUGACCAUUUCAUAGUGGAGAUUUCGGAGUCAGAUUCUGUUUGUCUGAAGGUAACUUUGUUUUUUGUCCCUCCGUUAUGUAUGGGCUAAGACCUGGCAAAAGUGAAAUAUUCAUAAACUUUUGGUUUAAGGUACAAUAGGUAAUUUCUGACUUCUAAUGUUCAAGGGAGGAAUAGCAGCAACAAAAACCUUCAAACCACAACACUGUUUAUCCCUCCCUAUUCUCUGUAAACAUGCUGACAUUUGAACGCCAUUGGCUAUGGCAACUAGAACCAAUUUCAACCAAUGAACUUGAAUUAUUAUACAAUGUUUUGGUACAGAGUGUCGGCCAUCAACUGUAUAUUUUGAAACCCAAAUUUAAGGACUAUAAACAAAGGCAGAGGGUGAGUCAACAUGUCAGUGAGCCUUUUUCAAUUAUAGGAAGGGAUUUGCAAUGUUCUAAUAACAAUGUUUUAACACAAAUCUUACCUAUUGUACCUUUAAGGUAGAGGGAGCACUUUUAACCUCCUUUUUAAAGUCAGUUGUAUAUAUUAUUUUCCUUUUGUUUGAUUAAAAUGUUCUGUUGAAAAAAACUGCAACAAAAUGUUCUUGCUGAAUGAGGAUAUUGUUGUUUUUCCUGGUAAAUUAUUUUCCCUACAAAACCUUUUUAUGUAAAGUGAUUUUUCAUUCUCCCUAAUUGAUGCACGCAUUAUGCAUAGAGUUUAGCUCUAAAACACUUCCAGGCCUGUGUGUGAUAUAAACUCAGUUUAACUUGUGAAUAUAGUUUUAAAAUUAUGCUUUCGGUUACUUCUGGGUUUCUAGUCAUGCUUUGGUGUACGUAGGUUUUUGGCUUAUUCCAUCCCUUUUCAGUAUUGCUGUCGCUGCUUGCGGAAGUAGUCUAAAUGAGGUAGGAAAUACUUUUUGCUAGAACCAAAGAGAGGAGAGGGAGCACUGUAGGUGAUGGAGUAAAUGUUUGAUCGCUGUUUUGCAUUUGUUCCUUCUAUAAGAAAGAAAAAGAAAAGGUUUGGUUUGUACUGUAUGUACCCUUACUGUCAAGUAAACGGGAACUUUCAUUUUGUAAAACGUUAUUUUGAUAUCUACGUUUUUUUUUCUUUUCCAUUGCGAGGCAUAAAAGUUCCAUUGUGAAUGUGUGGUGAAAUCCAAAGUGAUGAUGAUUGACAUCCAAUCUCAUGCCUUCUCAUAAUUUCUCUAAGCAAUAAAGUUGACAUGUUUCGUAAAAGUAAAA
Conger conger (European conger) is the source of this 2458-nucleotide messenger RNA. It is a transcript of the gene dr1, whose product is annotated as down-regulator of transcription 1. The record is from RefSeq and is a predicted model, not a curated record. Gene Ontology annotation, molecular function: protein heterodimerization activity; general transcription initiation factor activity; TBP-class protein binding. Bases 590 to 1123 code for a protein of 177 amino acids. The transcript is spliced from 3 exons. Gene Ontology annotation, cellular component: negative cofactor 2 complex. Gene Ontology annotation, biological process: chromatin remodeling; positive regulation of transcription by RNA polymerase II; RNA polymerase II preinitiation complex assembly. NCBI's taxonomy places the organism in Eukaryota, Metazoa, Chordata, Actinopteri, Anguilliformes, Congridae.